Messenger RNA from Culicoides brevitarsis, 552 nucleotides. RefSeq names its product leucine-rich repeat-containing protein 1-like. The record is from RefSeq and is a predicted model, not a curated record. The transcript has 3 exons. The coding region runs from base 70 to 552 and encodes 160 amino acids. Lineage: Eukaryota; Metazoa; Arthropoda; Insecta; Diptera; Ceratopogonidae. Gene Ontology annotation, molecular function: protein binding.
CAGGCUUCGAAACUGGGUUUCCAUCAGCUGUGAAAAAUUUUCUUCUUCCCGCCCAAAAAGUCGUAAAUAAUGGAACGAAAAGUGCUUCAUUGGAGCUAUCACAAUUUUCGGGAGUUGCCAACGGAACUACAAGACUACUCAGACGAGGUCGAAGACAUUUAUUUGAAGGAAAAUUUCAUCAAAGAAUUCCCAAAAUGGUUUUUUGAGAUUCGAUUUUUGAAAUUUUUGCAAAUUAGUGGAAAUUUGAUCGAAGAACUGCCUGAAGAGAUAAAAUUCUUGAGUAAUUUGGAUUUUUUGGAUGUCUCGAAGAACGCGCUGAAGCGACUGCCUGCUUGUAUUGGAGAACUGAAGAACAUUGAACGGUUGUAUGUCAGUGAGAAUCAACUGGAAUGUCUUCCAGAAGAAAUUGGAAAUUUGGAAAAAUUACGCGUUCUCGAGUGUUGCAAGAACAAAAUCACGUACAUUCCGAUAACACUAGCCAAUUGUGAAGCUCUUGAAGAAUUAAAUUUAAACGAUAAUGAGUCGCUAUAUCUCAAGACACUCACUUGUUGA